AUGAUAAUUGCAUCUAUCUACAAGCCAAGUGGUAGUAAUGACAAAAUAUUCCUUGAACAACUUGACUUGCUUCUAGAUUUCUUUGUUCAUUUUGGUUGUGACCUGGUAUUGACCGGUCACAUUGAUCGGUCGGAUUUCAACAUUGAAGUUCAUAGUUCUGGGAACAUUGCUUCUAGUUGGCACAAUGUACUACGGUCUGCAGGAUUAUACUGCACUAAUUUUAAACCUACCAGAGGCAAAGCUUGCAUCGACAACAUUGCUACCAACCUGGAUCCUUCUUCUUACAAAGUAGAAGUUCAUGGCUGGUCCAUAUCAGAUCACAGUUUUCUGAGUAUGGAGAUAACUGAGGCAUACACAAAAUUGAACACGGUGUCUGUUGGAAAUCGGAACUCAACAAAUGAAAAUCGUUCCAUUGAAUAUCGACUGACUUCCCAAACUCUGUUGGCCGAUUUUUCACGCACCUUAAGUUUAAUAGAUUGGGACUCUGCUCUUAGUGGUUUGGAAUCUGAGGCUAUGUAUGAUAAAUUUCACGAUAUCUUUAUCUGUUGGAUGAAUGUCUAUCUACCAGUCAAGCGGAAAACUUUUAAGCCCAGACGAAAGCACAACUCAUGGUAUUCUCCUCAUCUAAAACUCAUGAAAGACCGUGUCAUGGCAUUGCUUUGUCGUUCGCGGCAAUCUGGACAAAAUGCUGACAUAGAAGCAUAUAAAGCAGCCAAGAGGACCUACAGACAAGCUUUACAAGUUGCGAGAAGGGAGUCAAAUGAAGAAUUCAUUAAUACAGCGGAUAACAAGUGUAAGGCUGCUUGGACUAUUGUGAAUCGUGAAACCGGCAGAGAUAGACCAUCACAUCAUGUGCAAACCGAUGCUGAGGACUUCAGUAAGUACUGCAUCAGUGCUGUGGACGAGAUUCGACAGAGCCUCUCUCUUCCAUCAUCUUCUGCUGUCGAUCUGCUGCAACGCAGUACCCCGGCAGCCCAUUCCCGGCUCUUCAAUUGGCGUCCAGUGAAUGGUGGUGAAGUGAGUCGUUUGGUUUCAGGGUUUAAAUCCUCGGGAAGCUGUGACGUAUAUGGCAUAUCGUCAGUAAUUGUGAAAGUUGUAAUCGAUGCAAUAGCUCAUCCACUGGCUAAAUGUAUAAAUGCUUGUCUAUUGGAGGGAAGUUUUCCCGCUAAGUUAAAAAUGUCUAAGGUAGUACCUAUUUUUAAGAAAGGUAACUACGGUGAAAUAAACAGCUACAGAGCGAUCUCUCUGGUCCCCUGUUUUUCCAAAGUGUUCUAA
Molecule: messenger RNA, 1275 nt
Organism: Homalodisca vitripennis (glassy-winged sharpshooter)
Lineage: Eukaryota; Metazoa; Arthropoda; Insecta; Hemiptera; Cicadellidae
Exons: 1
Coding region: 1-1275 (424 amino acids)
Source: RefSeq, a predicted model, not a curated record